Messenger RNA from Papaver somniferum (opium poppy), 1224 nucleotides. Its product is annotated as histidine kinase CKI1-like. Gene Ontology annotation, molecular function: transferase activity, transferring phosphorus-containing groups. NCBI's taxonomy places the organism in Eukaryota, Viridiplantae, Streptophyta, Magnoliopsida, Ranunculales, Papaveraceae. Gene Ontology annotation, cellular component: nucleus. The transcript has 4 exons. Gene Ontology annotation, biological process: phosphorylation. The coding region runs from base 1 to 1224 and encodes 407 amino acids. The record is from RefSeq and is a predicted model, not a curated record.
AUGGCGGAGGUUAGAUCACCAGUUGCGUUAGAUACAGAGUGUUUCUGUCCAAGUAACGAAAGAUGGGGAUAUAUCGGAAAUGAUCAUCGUCGUGAAAGUGCUAUCAUUUUAUAUGAUCCUAUUCAAAGCUUAUUGCGAGCCGAUGAAAUAGAGAUUGGCAGGGAAAGGUACCAUAUUUAUUGCCAACCUCUUGAUAUAGUUGGCAUUAAAGCGACAACUUUCUUUAUAGUGGUAAUAUCUCGAGGUACAAGAAGGGGGAUGUUUAAUUCAGCUACACUUAUGAAACAAAUGCAAGCAAUGCAACAAGCUGAAAGGGGGAGUAUGAACAAAAGUAUUGUUUUUGCAAGUGCUAACCACGACAUUCGUAGUGCUCUUGCAACAAUUGUUGGUCUCAUCGAGUUCUGUCUUACCGAGGUUUCUCCUAACUCCAACUUGGAUCUUCACUGGAUCUUCUUGAUGAUCGAAGUUAUGUAUUAUGAUUGUGAAAUGAAAUAUACCGUCAGUUUCUUGACAAACUGUGUAAUAACUUUAAUCCUUUUUGUUGGGUGUGAACGCAUUUCAGAAUUACUAAAUCCAGUUCUUGAUACAAGUAGAAUUAAAGCCAGUAAGAUGCAACUACACGAAGAAGUUUUCGAUCAAAGUAAUCGAGGAAGCAGUGAACUUCAUAUAUCCAAGGGGGUUGGAAAAAUGAAUAGAUGUCGUGCUGACCAUUGUGAUAGUUCAGUUCUCAAAUCUCCGCUCGUCAAAGGUGAUCGUGGAAAACUCAAACACGUUCUCACUAACUUGUUAAGUAACGCAUUGAAGUUUAAAUCUGAAGUACAUGUCGUCUUAUAUGCUUGGGAAAGAAAACCAAAUCCCGACACUUCACUGCUUUCACCAAAAUAUAAUGGUAUCUGGAAACGUAUAUCACAUUUAGUUUACAAUAACACUGGACAAGAUUAUAACGAGACACUCCAUACGUUUGAAUGUAAUGAAAACUCUUUGGAAUUAGUAGAUGAGGUAAACCACACUGGAAAAGGGAUACCAAAAGAGAAAAGAGAUUCUAUUUUUGAGAACUUUGUUCAAGUUAAGGAAACAACGCUUGGACAAGGUGGUACUAGGUUAGGUCUUGGAAUUGUGCAAUCAUUAGUGCGUCUUGUGGGAGGAGAGAUAAGCAUUCUUGAUAAAGAAAUUAACGAGAAAGGAACUUGUUUAAGCUUCAACAUUUUUCUUUUCCAAUCGUAA